AUGGUGCUGAGUGACCGCUCCAUUCGUAAGCAAAUCGACCGGGGUCGGAUCGUGGUGGAUCCGAUCGACCUCGACGACAUCCAGCCGGCCAGUAUUGACCUGCACUUGUCCAAUCGCUUUCUGGUUUUCUCCAACUCCCGCAAACCCUAUAUUGACGUGCGUGAGCCGCUGGAUGACCUCACUGAGGCUGUCGAAAUCGACCACGACACGCCCUUCAUGCUCCACCCCGGAGAAUUUGUGCUGGCCAGUACUCUGGAACACAUUGAAUUGCCCGACGAUCUGGUGGCCCGCCUGGAGGGCAAAAGCAGCCUGGGGCGCAUUGGCCUGCUCAUUCACAGCACCGCCGGUUUUGUCGAUCCAGGCUGGAGCGGCCGCCUGACCCUGGAACUCAGUAACGUGGCCCGCCUGCCUAUCACGCUUUACCACCGCAUGAAAAUCGGCCAAAUUUCCUUCCUGCAACUGACCACCCCCGCCGAGCGCCUCUAUGGUUCUCCUGAGUUGGGCAGUAAAUAUCAAGGACAGACCGGCCCCACCGCCAGCCGAUUCCACCAGGACUUCGACCGGGGCCGGUAG
This is a messenger RNA of Geodia barretti, 573 nucleotides long. The record is from the annotation of a GenBank genome assembly. Lineage: Eukaryota; Metazoa; Porifera; Demospongiae; Tetractinellida; Geodiidae.